CUAACAUGUAUCUCUUAUCAGGGCAAACAAGAAACAAUGAAAAAAAUGUCAGUGGAGGAAAAUACCUCAAACACGCUGGUAGAGCUAAAGAAUGGAGAGACAUACAAUGGACAUCUUGUAAGCUGUGACAACUGGAUGAACAUAAAUCUAAGAGAAGUCAUUUGUACUUCCAGAGAUGGAGACAGGUUUUGGAAGAUACCUGAAUGUUACAUCAGGGGUAGCAACAUAAAAUAUCUUAGGAUUCCAAAUGAGGUUAUUGACAUGGUAAAAUAUGAAAUGGUAAAACAAGGAAGAAGCAGAGGCACAGGAAGACCAGGGCGUGGUGGUCGUGGCGGAGGCGGAGGCCGAGGAGAUCAUAGUGGAGGAGGGGGUGGAAGAGGAGGUGGAGGAGGGGGCCAGAAGAGAAACAGAGAUAAUAGUGCUGGAAAGUAGCUUAACACAUCAGUGAUGUAAAUAGCUUUGUUAUAUACAUGUAUAACCUCAAGGUCAAAAUACAGAAACUGUGUAAGCCUUGUCGUCUGUUGACUGAAGCCACAGGGCACAGGAGCCUUGCAGGGUCUGAUUACUCCGCUAAAAACGUCUGGGUAACAAGCUCAACAGUGCUGUUUGAGGUGACAGUUGAACUGACCAAAGAACUGUCAAUAAAACAUACAAGCUCAAAGUCCUGUAAGACAGUUUCUUUUUUUUCUGUGAGUGAAGUGAUUUUUAUUUGCUAAAUAGACAUUAACAUGAAGGUUCACAUGAGUCCGACGUAAAGAUAAUGUUAGCUAGCACCUUUCCUUCAUUAUAAUUGCAAAACUCUUGUAAGCAAAUUUGGAUAUAAGAAUAUAUGUGUAAGAUUCUCGAAUGGAUAUACUUUUUGCUA
Messenger RNA from Orbicella faveolata, 865 nucleotides. RefSeq names its product U6 snRNA-associated Sm-like protein LSm4. NCBI's taxonomy places the organism in Eukaryota, Metazoa, Cnidaria, Anthozoa, Scleractinia, Merulinidae. Gene Ontology annotation, biological process: mRNA splicing, via spliceosome; nuclear-transcribed mRNA catabolic process. The record is from RefSeq and is a predicted model, not a curated record. Gene Ontology annotation, molecular function: RNA binding.